AAUGAUUCGAUUUUUCUUUAGUUUUCUUUUCAUUCAUUCUUGUACUCCGCUUUUGGGCGAUGAUGUCACAAAAUUUCAUUUUACUGGAACACUGAGCUGUAUAUCUAAUAGUGGAUCUUCAAUUCCAUUUGUAGUUUGGAGACUUGGAGUAUGGGAAGAAGAUGGAUUGUGAGACUUUAGUUGUGAUGUUUUUAAAAAAUAUGAUCAAUUUGAAGGAUUGAUGAUCAUUUAGGAGAUACUUUUCUGUUCUUUCUGUCAGAAGCAGGAGCAUUCUACAAAAUUGACGUUCAGGAUGAUGGAGAUGGACCAAAUGAAGUAGUUUUUUUUCAUUUCUACUGUAACAUGCCGAACGUUUCAGAAUUUCUACAGAAUAUACUAUAAAAUCGAACAUAAUUGCACGUAUUCAGGAAAAGUAAAAGAUUCAAAAGUUUUUGUGACGAUUUUUUGGAAUUUCCCAGGGUAUAAAGGUUUUUUUGUUUUCCAUAGUGUAAAAUUUCAGAGAUACUUUUUACAAAAAGGAUAUAAAUUUAUUAACAACUCACGAAUGAGGUGUUGUUAUUUUUACAAUGAAAUAUUAAUAUAUUGGUUUUUAAUUUAACAAUAUUUGCAAUAUUAAUUAAAAUUUUUAUAAUUAUUUAUGUCACAAUCUUUAAAUUCCUUGUUGCUUUUACAUUAUCUUAUGACAACAUCCGUUGGAUACUCUCUUAAGAGGUAAUAACUGGUCGUUGUUCUUCAGAAAACUAGAAAAUUAGGCCUAAUUUCUCGGCCUCUUUACAACUUUUAUGGUGUUAUCUAGUUUACUUUCGCCUCCGUAAAUAGGUAUAAAACCUUCGAUUCUAAGGUUAGUGUUCUCAAUUUUCCGACAUUUCUAUGAUCCGUCUAGCCACAUUCAUUAUUGUAAUUUCCGCAGUUUCAAUAUUUGGUGCCCUAUGUGUGGCAGCUUCAAUUUUAGUUGGUAUUAACGAAUUUCACACAAUUGUAUCUGAAGAUUUAAGAGAUUUUAAGGGUUAUUUCGGCAAUGCUUGGAAGACAAUGCACGUUUCCGAGGGCAAUCCUUUAAGAAUUUUGGCAAGACGGGAUGCUUCGAAGAUGGCACGAGAGCGGAAACAAGCUGGAUAUGAGUUUGACGGUGGAGCAUCAGUCGAGGCUCACAUUCAACAGUGUAAUUGCGCACCUGCAACUUCACAUUGUCCACCAGGACCACCGGGUAUAUUCGGACCUCCUGGUGAAGAUGGCACACCGGGUGAACCUGGAUUAGAUGGAGAUCCAGGAACCACAGCAACACGCCAGAUGGCAAUGGAUUACACCGGUGGCAGUGAAUGUGUGAAAUGUCCUGCUGGUCCUCCUGGAGCUCCUGGACCAAAUGGACCGCCUGGCUAUGAAGGACAAAUGGGAGUUCCCGGAUUACCUGGUGAUGGUCCAACUCCUGGAUCCCCAGGGCCUCCAGGUCCACCUGGACCACCCGGAUAUCCUGGACGUCAAGGAUGCCAAGGAAAAGAUGGUCCUUCUGGAGAUCCUGGAUUACGAUUCAUCAAAACUCCUGGACCAGUUGGAGCUGCAGGACCACCAGGACCGCCAGGUCCACCUGGAUCACCUGGGGAAAACACUGAAGGUGCUCCAGGACUUGAUGGACCUCUAGGUCCCCCUGGAAAACCUGGAACACCUGGAACCGAUGGUGCUCCUGGGGUAUUUGGAGAUGACGGAGUACCUGGACAAGAUGCACAAUAUUGUCAAUGUCCACCAAGAACUCCAAUCGGCAGUGCAGAUGCUGAUUCAGAAGAUAAUGGUGGUUAUUUUUUCUUCAAAUCUUAAUUUUGAUUUGUUUUAUUCUUAAUUUACACUAGUUAUAUUAAUAAAUAAUAAAGCUUUGUAAUUAU
This is a messenger RNA of Caenorhabditis elegans, 1877 nucleotides long. It is a transcript of the gene col-116, whose product is annotated as Nematode cuticle collagen N-terminal domain-containing protein. The record is from RefSeq and is marked reviewed. Gene Ontology annotation, molecular function: structural constituent of cuticle. Bases 871 to 1812 code for a protein of 313 amino acids. The transcript is spliced from 4 exons. NCBI's taxonomy places the organism in Eukaryota, Metazoa, Nematoda, Chromadorea, Rhabditida, Rhabditidae.